Molecule: messenger RNA, 356 nt
Organism: Microdochium trichocladiopsis
Lineage: Eukaryota; Fungi; Ascomycota; Sordariomycetes; Xylariales; Microdochiaceae
Exons: 1
Coding region: 34-285 (83 amino acids)
Source: RefSeq, a predicted model, not a curated record
CACUCCUACCUCGAGACACACACACACCAACUCAUGUCGACCCUGAACCGGAUUCGCCUUUCAAACUUGUUGGAUUACUUGCGGAAAGCGUGGAGCAAUGAUCACCACCACCGACGAACCUGUAACAGACAGACAUGCAAAAAGAUUGGAAAAAAGGAGAGUGCAAAUCAAGGAAAAGAUACCAAAAGAUGUAGAACCUCCCGUCUCGACCCCUCAACACUCCUUACCUCCUCCUGCCUUCCCGUAUGUUCCCCAUGGUUCGACCAUUUCCCCGGGGUUCAAUGACCGACCAAAAGCAGGAUCGAGGACGAGCCUUGCGUUGCUUGAACGUGUAUGAGACGUAUGGGGAUAGAAGG